Dujonia railenensis is the source of this 942-nucleotide messenger RNA. Lineage: Eukaryota; Fungi; Ascomycota; Pichiomycetes; Serinales; Debaryomycetaceae. The record is from the annotation of a GenBank genome assembly.
AUGGAUUCGUUCGAAACAAGCACACAGUUCUCCCAGAUAUUGAGGACUUUGACUCCGUCUAUGCAGUCGUUGAUACGAGGAGCUCACUUUGCAUUGAAAUACUACCAGUCGGAAGACUAUCUAGUUCAUACGAUCGUUGAGGUGGUGGACGACCCGAAGGUGGAUCUCAACACCAAGUCCACGAUCUUCCAGUUUAUAGAGGUGUUGGUCCACGAAUCGUACACCGUCUCUGAGCAGCCCAAGAGCGUGUACAACUACCCAUACGUGACUGCCUUGAAGCUGUUGUUGCCCAAGGUGUUGCUCCAGACGUUGCCGGGGUCCAACUGCUCGAGCUUGUACAAUGUCUACUGUAACUUAAAGAGCAUCUCCAAGACGUUGAAGUUUAACUUCGAAGAGUACGAUAUCAGGUUCAACUCCAUCAAUGAGUCCUUCACCUUGGAAGACGAAGAGAACAUAAUAGCGAAUGUAGAGUUCCCUCAGGUGAACGAAGACGACGAAGUAGAGACACAAGAGCCGCUUAUAACGACGUGGAACUUGUUAAUAAAGAAAAAGAAGCAAAGUCAGUACGAAAGGUUGAGGCUCUUGAGGCACAAGGAGCUCUGUAGUGGUAAGUUGAUCGAGGAAGAUGAGAUGUUCAACAUAAGACUAGGCGAGAAGUCUCAGGGAGGCGUUCAGAAGAAGGAAGCUGAUCCACAACUACUUACAAAGCGCCAAAUAUUGGCCCGGAUGGAAGACGAUAGAGAAUCGCACAAGAGAUCUAAGGAACACUUGUGGAUGGUGUCUAGACCUAGAGACGUGAAUGGGGUAACUGAAGAUGAAUUCUUGACAUCGUACUGGAAUAAAUAUAAGGUGAUGAAUGAAGACGAGGAGAAAACUCUAUUUGCAGAUCUUGAAGAGUUGAAUCAGUUGGUGGCCAUGAGUUAUAAAGAUAAGCAGUUUUAA